Molecule: messenger RNA, 3322 nt
Organism: Coregonus clupeaformis (lake whitefish)
Lineage: Eukaryota; Metazoa; Chordata; Actinopteri; Salmoniformes; Salmonidae
Product: 5'-AMP-activated protein kinase subunit gamma-2
Exons: 14
Coding region: 785-2194 (469 amino acids)
Source: RefSeq, a predicted model, not a curated record
CACAGCUGCACCUGACAAUUUACAGCAACCAACGCCACUAGGGCUCUGCAGAUAGAGAGAGGGAGAGCAUAAUCGAACAGAGAGGGAGAGAAGUAGACCAAAACAGAGCAGAGCAAAGUAGAGGAGGAACAGACUGAAAUUCAGCAGUGAAAGAGAGACCGGAGAGAGAGAGAGAGAGAGAGAGAUAUUGAGUGAGCUGGAGAGAGUAUCUGCCUGUGUGUGCUGUGCUACACUCUGCAUCAUCACUUGGGAGUGUUGGACUUCGUCUCACAGUGGACGUGUGGAAUUUCCAGCUUUCUUUCCCUUCGUGUUCUCCAGCAAACGUGUGAGCUGCCAGAGACAUCAAUACCCUGAGAGGGGAGUCUACUUCGCCUGCAGCCUCUGCUGGCCUCUGUGGACUCAAUGAGACAUUUUCUGGAUGACCUAACAGAAAGAACAGAUCCUUAACUUACCAAGAAAUACAAGCAUGAAGGCCGGCCAUGUCUAAAUAACAGAUAACACAUGAAUUGAAAGGAGAAGAGGCAUCUCUUAACCUGACUGGUUAGGAAAAACCCUUCUCCGAACAGAUCUUCAGUUUCAUUCUGGCACAGAUCUUGUCAUCUUUGACGCAGAUCUUUAGCUUUAUUGUAUUUACAAACCUGCAUCAGGCAGAGUAGCAGGAGUAGCUCUCUCGUCACUCUUCUGGGCAGUGGUGGUGGUGCCCUAUAGUUGUGACCGGUCCCAAUCCUGGAUGGUCAUGGUCCACAUUGGGUGCUGAACCCAUCACUUGAACCCGCUGGUGUCCAUGAAGAGAUUUGGUAGCCUGAGGAGAAGUAAGAAGCGGAAGGAGCAGGACCUGCUAGCGGCAGGAAGAUGCCAGUCAGAGCCACCAUGUCUGCCUGUGUCCGGCCUCUCGUCUUCCCCCACCCCACCCAGCACCCCCACCCAGGCCCCCAGCCAGCCCAUGCUGUUCCCCCAGGAGGUCCAUCGGAGUGCCCCUGAACGCCUGGACCGCUCCCUCUCAUCACCCUCCACUGCCAAGCCCCCCAUGCCCUCCUCUUCUCCGAUACCCUACUCCUUCCCGAUGCUCCAAGCUACCUCACAGCCAAAUUUCUACGGUUUAUUCGAAGGCAUGCUGGAGAAACUUGAACUAGACGAUGAUGGUGUUGCUGCUGAACCAGACAGCGAUAUUUACAUGCGCUUUAUGAAGUCCCAUAGCUGCUAUGACAUCGUUCCCACCAGCUCCAAGCUGGUUGUGUUUGACACGGGACUGCAAGUAAAGAAGGCAUUCUUUGCCUUAGUGGCCAAUGGGGUGCGUGCUGCCCCACUAUGGGACUCAGAGAGGCAGUGUUUUGUGGGAAUGUUGACAAUCACAGACUUCAUCAUCAUAUUACACAGAUACUACAAGUCACCGUUGGUGCAAAUAUAUGAGUUGGAAGAUCAUAAGCUUGAGACAUGGAGAGAAGUAUAUUUGCAAGAGACAUUCAAACCUUUAGUGAACAUAUCACCUGAAUCAAGCAUAUUUGAUGCAGUGUAUUCCCUCAUCAAAAACAAGAUCCACCGUCUGCCUGUCAUCGACCCUGUUACGGGAAACCCACUUUACAUCCUCACACACAAGAGGAUCCUCAAGUUCCUACAGCUCUUUGUGCGUGAGAUGCCCAAGCCAGCCUUUAUGAAGAAAACUCUAGGGGAGCUGGGCAUCGGUACCUAUAAGAACAUAGCCUUCAUCCACCCUGACACACCCAUCAUCAAGGCCCUGCAGAUCUUCGUAGAGAGGAGGGUGUCUGCCCUGCCCGUGGUGGAUGUAUCUGGGAAAGUGGUGGAUAUUUACUCCAAAUUUGAUGUCAUAAACCUGGCAGCAGAGAAGACGUAUAAUAACCUGGACAUCACAGUGACCCAGGCUCUGAGGCAUCGCUGCCAGUACUUUGAGGGGGUCAUGCAGUGCCACAAGCUGGAUACGUUGGAGACCAUCGUGGACAGGAUUGUCAAAGCAGAGGUCCAUCGGUUGGUGGUGGUGGAUGAUCGCUCAGCCAUCGAGGGCAUCAUCUCCCUGUCUGACAUCCUGCAGGCACUGGUGCUCAGCCCAGCAGGUAUUGUCGCUCAGCAUUCCAAACCACCCUCAUCCUACACCUGGACCCUGAGCUCCCCACCCUGUCCUGCCCCGCCCCGUACUUCUCACACAGAUGCCUGCAGAGAGGAGGGCCUGCUGGAGUGAGAGGGGAAAAGCCGUGGGGACCACUGAGGUUGAAGGCUGUCAUAAAACUUUUAUUAGACUUCUAUGUUUCUGGCCAUGGGGCCCAGAGCCCUUGGUAUUGAUGUGCUAGACUUUGAAACCAAAAGGCUGGGCUGGACUUAACUAGACUGGAUUGGACUGAUACUGGGAUGUAAAGGGCUCCAAUGCCUGAGGACCAGCAUCUCUCUGUCUAAAUGGAACUGGACUUCAUUCACUGUGGGAGGGUUAUAGUAGGGUGGACUGAUGAAACUGCUGUAUUGGGCUCUUCUGUUAGGUUGAGCCAGUCUGGAGACUGUGGUUAGGUAUAUGAGAGCUAUGUAUAUUUUGUUUUUUCUCUCUGAAUCAUGCUGCUGUGUCGUUGUUCCAGCAACAGUGCCUAGUCACUCCCAGUAAGUUUUAAACCUUCAAGGAAGAAGAUUGACAGAUAUGGUCAAAGCAUCUUAGACUUGAUGAUACACACUUUAGGAGAAAUCGCAAGUUUUCAUGCUUUACCUUGUUAUGGUGGGAGGGGCUGUAUUUUCAUUUGAGUAAUAUGCUGUGAAGAGAGACAGAACAGGGAAAAAAGGCUUUAUUUUAAGACAUUUAUUUUGCCUGAUUAAUGUACUUGAGCGAUUAUUCACGUCCAUCUAUAAUCGACAGACACGAAAACCAUGCAAAGGAAAAUGGCAGAUUCUGAACUGCUCACAACUGGGCUCCUGUGCUGUGGCCAGAGUACACAACUCUGACAAAACUCAUCUCUGUUGUUUUACUGUAAAUAAGAACAUUUUGAAGAAAAGUGCCAGAGAAAGAUUUAUUUUUUAUCUAAGUUUAAAACAAAUCAUGUUAAAUUGACUACAGUUUAAUAUUAUUUUUGUAAAUAUAAUGUGGCAAUAAAAUGUUGUAUUCAAAGAAAAUGUGUAUUCAGAACAAGAUGGACUGUACCUGUGCAAGCAUGAUAAAUGACACUAUAACAGUUAUGAAUGUUGUUCUUUACUUUUCUGAAAGCAGAAAAAAAUAAUGUAUGUAAUGUGUGUUGCUGCAUAUCUUCUUUUUAAUGGCAGAUUUUCACCACCACAUGAUACAUUUAAUUAUGUUUUAUUUUGAGUUAGCAAGAAAGCCAAAUUAAAAGUG